This is a messenger RNA of Tupaia belangeri chinensis (Chinese tree shrew), 3982 nucleotides long. It is a transcript of the gene RAB4A, whose product is annotated as RAB4A, member RAS oncogene family. Lineage: Eukaryota; Metazoa; Chordata; Mammalia; Scandentia; Tupaiidae. Gene Ontology annotation, molecular function: GTPase activity; GTP binding. Gene Ontology annotation, biological process: Rab protein signal transduction. The record is from RefSeq and is a predicted model, not a curated record.
ACUUCCUGUUUAAGUUCCUGGUGAUCGGGAACGCGGGUACAGGCAAGUCCUGCCUGCUGCACCAGUUCAUUGAGAGGAAAUUCAAAGAUGACUCAAAUCACACAAUAGGAGUGGAAUUCGGUUCCAAGAUCAUAAAUGUCGGUGGUAAAUAUGUAAAGUUACAGAUAUGGGAUACAGCAGGACAAGAACGAUUCAGGUCUGUGACAAGAAGUUACUACAGAGGCGCAGCCGGGGCCCUCCUGGUCUACGACAUCACCAGCCGAGAAACCUACAAUGCGCUUACUAAUUGGUUAACAGAUGCCAGAAUGCUGGCGAGUCAGAACAUCGUGAUCAUCCUCUGCGGAAACAAGAAGGACCUGGACGCUGAGCGCGAAGUCACGUUCCUCGAAGCCUCCAGAUUCGCUCAGGAAAACGAGCUGAUGUUCCUGGAGACAAGCGCGCUCACGGGGGAGAACGUCGAAGAGGCUUUUGUGCAGUGCGCAAGGAAGAUACUUAACAAAAUCGAAUCAGGUGAGCUGGACCCGGAGAGGAUGGGCUCGGGCAUUCAGUACGGAGACGCCGCCUUGAGACAGCUGCGGUCGCCCCGGCGCGCUCAAGCCCCCAGUGCCCAGGAGUGCGGCUGUUAGAGCAGCCCGGAGGGCACACAGGUGUCCGUGCGGUGGUAUUUGAGACACGGUUGUUGGAGCCUGAAGGAGAUGAAGUUUUUAUCACCAUCCUUUCCUACGCUGUACAGAAGUAGGUGUCCGUGGGGAGCAAUAACUCGGGGCGCACAAGCCGACAGUGGCACCGGACCAUUUGAAGACCCUGGCUCAGUGGGCAGUACCCCCGGGUGCACAUGUAUGUACAGACCCUUCCACAUCUCCCUCCACCUGGAGUUCGGGACAUGGCUGCGCCCCGCGUCCUGAGCGUCCUCGCUGGCCUGGUCGCUGCUGUGUGACACAGUAGACCAUGGCACUCAAUGCGGUUCAAUACUGUAUUUUGUUUAAUCACGUGAACUCAAAUGCAUCCACAGCGAGGCGUGCGUUCCUCACCGUGUGGCUGUACCGCACAGCUGGCUGUGUUGCUGACCGGAGAGGCGGAGAUGCAUCCCUCACUGGGCUCUGUUGGCACAUCCUACCUUGAGUUUACAUGCCCACCCACACGAUGCUAGAUCAGCAGUCAGCCAGCGGCAUCCCGAAAUAAAACGGAAAACGGAGCUUGUCCACGAAAGCCCCACUGUCCAGCCCUCUGUUGAUUUUGGCACAUCCUCACCCGAGUCAGCCAGGCAGUGGCCGGAGUCCCGGCCCUGCUGCAGGCCACGUGAUCGGCACUGAGGAUCCUGGCUCCUUUAGCCAGACCUGUCAGGGCACUCAUUCUGUUUGAGCAGUUGACUGCAUGUGAUGGGACCACGCGAGCUGGGGCUGCUCGUCUGUCUCCCGUCUGUCCGUCUCUGUGUCCCUGCUGGAAAGCACGCUACCCCCUACCACGCGCCCCUGCAACUCGGUGCCAUGGCGUCACGGCUGCUUUCUCAGAUCUUUUAUUUUGUGUUCAGGGAAACCCACUCAAUCUAGUUAGCGUUCAAAGGAGACCACUCCCUGGGAAAUUCUCUGUAGCUUUUUUGAAUAUUCCAAUGCCUUACUACAGUUAUCGAGUUAACACGUUUUUAAGUCACAAGAGGUAUGUGGGGUGUGUUGAAGCGCAAGGCAUGUUGCAUUACAAAGACUCGUUCUUCUGUUUGGAAAUGUCAGUGUAAGAAUGGGUGUGAUGGAGACCUUUAAAGCCGAAACACAGUGUUAAGUCGAGGAGUUGAAAAGCAUUCUUCCCCUUCUGUGUGUUUUCCCACUGUGGCUUCUUGGCUGCAGGCUGGUCAUUUGAAUGAACUCUUGCUUAGAAGCUGCCUUCUGCUCUUCUUGUCAUUUUAUUUUAGUCAGCCAAAAGGGCACAGACACACUCAAAGCCUGGGAAGUGACCUAGCUAAAAGUAGCAGUCUUUGUCUGCUUUAGGUAUUUUAAGUUGAGCUUUUUUUAUGCCUUAAAUGUUUUCUUUUGAAAAUCAGAAUCCGAAGCAAAUUCUCAGACUGAACGACUGGACGGGGCGCAUCCCAGUGAGCGUCUCCUUGGGGACAGCUGUGCAGGUGGCUCGUGUUCGAACAGCUCUUUGCAGGGGGUAGGGGCUUGCCCAUUCCAACCCACCCACUUACUCAGAAGCAGGAACUAAAAUAAUAACAACAUAAACGUAAGCUCGUUUUAUAAAUGAGCCUGUGAAUUAAACCGGACCCUUGACCUGUGAAAGCUGCUGGAGGAGGAGGCCGCAGGGGUCCUCAGUAAAAGCCCUUCCCAUGAGGGAAAAGAGAGGAGAUAACUCACUGUCAGUCAGUCUAGUGACAAGUGUUACGUAUGUGUUUCCCACAACUUAGUACGUUUUCAGAAAGUUAUUAACUUAGGUUUCUAGAAAAGUAGUUUUCCAGUCUUCCUAGAAAUGGAUCAUAAAGCCCAUUCAGACAUGAGGUUGUCACUGUCUUCUGCCCAGUGUUUGGGUGCAAUGCGAGCAUCGCAGUCUGGCAAUCUGGAAUGGUUUUGUGGGGGACACUCCGGCUCGACAGUGGCCGGGAUGUUUAGAAACCUUGAUUCCAGCUGGGCUGACGAUGUUACGGAGCAAAGAAUGCGAUGUUCAAGUUAGAAACCCGGGUAGUGUGUAGCUUCUACCGUGACAGAAAAGAUGAUUUUUUUUUCCCACUUCUGUCAUCUUGGUCUCCCUUGCUUGGAGGGGAGAACUAGAAGGGUUUUUAGCCACCUCCAAGUUUCCAAUCACUUUCAUGUGUGUCGUCUGUGGAGUGACUCUCCCAGCCCACCGGGCUGCUGAGGAACACACCGUCAGUUCGUCCCUGUUGGUGCUUGGUGUCGACUUCUUUCGGGGGUUGUUUUAGAAUGUUAGAGGCAUUGAUCUGUGAGCUCUGGUCUUAGCCAGUUUCAGUAAGACAGGAAGUUACGUUGGCAGCCUCCUCCUCGAAGCCUGGAAAAUAUCGCUUACUGGUAGGGAAUAACGUGAUCAGGAAAUCUUCAGUCGUUCAGAUAGCAGUUCUCUUGUUUUUCAUUUUUUAUUAUAGAGAGUUUCUGACAUGCACAGUUAGAGAAAAAACAGUGCAGGGAAGACCAGGCCAGCCAGUAGCUGGCCACGGUAGGCUAGCCGUGGUGUCUGUCUGUCCCCACUGCUUUAUGCUGGGGUAUUUAAAAACACCUGAAACACCUGUCUUUCACCUCACAACAGCUCAGCACACACCUCUGACGAGAAUGACUUUUUAAACUUUGACGAAAUUGCCAUUCCCUUGGGACAUUACAGAAGCCAACGGUGUCCGGGCCCUCCUUGUCUGGCACGUCCACAGAGACGGGGUCCUGGUCUGCACUGGGAAAGCAUGCUGUGUGUCUUCCGUGAAGUGCUGGAGGAGGUGACUUCCCAGCGUGUGGCCAUUGUCCCAGGAGUGCUGUCCCAGCCUCAGGGGCAGCAAUACCCUAGCAGGGACCCCAGGACCACCGCCUGCCACCCACAGCGGGCACAGCCCCAGAGCCCGGAGCCCUGGCUCUGCUGGCUGCUCAGUGUUUUCAGCCUCACCCCCUCACUGCGGCACCACAAGGCACUGUCCUGUAAGUCCUCCUCAUGGUCUGUGUCCCACGACGAGGACUGUUUCCUGUUCUAACAAAAACGUGUACCUUCGCUGCGUGCUCAUCUGGACCUCCGACCAAGCAUGACACGGGCCGCGCCUUCUCUUCACCCCGCGGUGCCCUCUGUGUGCGUCCACCUGGAGGACACUGCCACUGCCCCGAGGGAGACUCAGCGACUGGACGCGCCUGUGCUCGGACAGCUCCUUCCUCUGACCUCUGGUGCAUACUUCGCUCAAAGAAAACUAGAGUGGAGAAAAAAACUUACUAAAUUUCUGAGGAUUUUCGCAUUCCAAAAUACCAUGGAAAUAAUUGCAUUUACUAAAUAUUUAAGGACCAAGCACAAA